ACACUGUCCGCCGGCGGCGUGGCGGCCAGUAGCGGCCAGGCGGCGAGCCAGUCAGCUGUGCGCCGCGAGGGACUGCUCUGCUCACCGCGCAUGCGCGCCUGAAGCGCGGCUGGAGAGAUGGCGGCCAAGACGACGCCAGCCAAGAAGCUGGUGGCCCCAGAUGGCGGCUGGGGCUGGAUGGUGGUGCUGGGCGCCAGCUUCAUAAACCUGGCCUCCCGGUCCAUCGAGCCCUCGUUCGGCUUGCUGUUCGGGGACAAGCUGAGCGACCUGGGCAUCGAGACCACCGGGGCGUCCCUCAUCGUCAGCCUGCAGGACGGCAUGAUCAACUUCUCAGGUCUGUUCGUGGGGCCGCUCAUCAAGAAGUUCUCGUACCGCAAGGUGGGUCUGGCGGGCGCCACGCUUGCCGCCACCGCCAUCUUGCUGACCUCGCCUGCCGCCAGCAUGGCGCACAUCCUCACCACGUACAGCCUCAUGGGCGGCCUGGGCGUGGGCUUCGCGACCACGAGCGGCUUCGUGGCGCUCAACCACUACUUCGUGAAGUACCGCGGCCAGGCGGUGGGGCUCUCCAUGGCCGGCACCGCGGUGGGCUUCAUGCUCAUGCCCCAGCUGGUGCAGCUGGUGAUCCGCGAGUACGGCUUCACGGGCUCCGUGCUGCUGCUGGGCGGGGUGUCGCUGCACUCCAUCGUGGGCUCGCUGCUGCUGCAGCCAAUCAAGUGGCACCUGCGGCCUGCCGGCGAGGAGGAAGGGAACGGGACGCCGGCUGAGGAGAAGCAGAAGGAGGCGCAGAAGCCCCUGCUGAGGCAGCCGAGGAUCGAGGUGUCCCGGGCCGGCGACGACGCGGAGGCCCAGAGGGCGGGCGGCAAGCGGCCGCUCAUGCCGCGCAUCACCUCCACCGCCUCCCUGUCGGCCGUGCAGCUGCGGCGCAAGCAGUCCGUCAUCUCCAACAUGUCCAGCAUGGACUUCACCGGCAGCUCCUUCCACAUACACCCGCCGGUGCACGACGACGAAGAGGGUCACUCCGGCGGCAAGAAGGCCCACGAGGCGGAGAGCUACUGGAAGCGCUUCGCCCACUUCAUGGAUCUGGACCUGCUCAAGGACCCGUCCUACCUCAACAUCCUGUUCGGGCUGUCCACCUUCUACGUGGCCGAGCUCAACUUCAAGAUGGUGGUGCCGUUCUUCUUCGCCAACCUCGGCUACAACAAGGUGGACACCGCCUUCUUCCUGUCCAUGACGGCCAUCGCGGACGUGAUCGCGCGCGUCGUGCUGCCGCCCAUCUGCGACCGUGUCAGCAUCCGCCGCCGGACGCUGUUCAUGGUGGCUGGGGUGUUCCUCGGCAUCUCCAGGUCCGCGCUGGCUGAGCAGACGAGCUACGUCUACCUGAUGAGCUGGCUGGUGCUGAACGGCUUCCUGCGCGGGGCCACGCUCAUCAACUUCACGCUCACCAUCUCGGAGCACUGCAGCCUGGAGAAGCUGCCCGCCGCCUUCGGCCUGCACAUGGUGGCCAAGGGCAUCUUCAUCCUGACCCUCGGCCCCGUCAUAGGGAUCAUCAGGGACUACACGGGCAGCUACGCCGCGUGCAUCCACGCACAGACGGUGUGCGUGUACGUCUGCAUCCUGGCCUGGAGCAUCGAGUACCUGUACGUGGCGGUGUGCGGCAAGAAGGGCGACGCCGGGGAAGACGCGGACGCCCAGGCCACCCGGAGCGCGUAGUGACGGGACCUCCGCCGGGAUGACGGCUGUUCUGGGGGACCCGCAGUCGGGGCGAGCGACGUCGGCGUCUGGCUGCGAUGACGAUCUCCGCUGGUGAUUUUGUAGCUGUGACUAGUCUAGGUAAAUCCCCUUCCAGUGGCAUGAAAAUUUAGGCCACCAGAACUUUAAACAUGUCACACCACUAUUGAAAAAAAAAUAACCUUUGAAUUCUGAAUAAAAAAAAAACUUUCAGACUCAAUGUUUGCAUGCCUGGAAGGUGAAGAACAAAGGCUUUCCUUUCGGUGAAAAAUUGGUGCAUCUUGCAAAAUGCAGUAAUUCAUUACUGUAUCUAAAAAUUUUGCAGUCGAAGUGGAACUGUGCUGCGUGAUUGAUCCACAUCAAGAUCAUUGGAACGAAGCACCUUCUCUUUCGCUGUUCCUUUAAAUUAUUUCUUUUUGUUUUUGCUCGCAAGAUGCCGUGGCAUCGCGGGGAACAACUGAUCUCGCAUCAGAGUCGGAAGCACAUAAUGUACAUCACACACUUUGUGGAACCACGGGACAUAACCCAUAGGUGGUGAUUGUUCCCGAAAGAUAUUUAAGAAAUGGUUUUGUUUUGGACUUAUUGUUUCAGCUCCUAGUGCUCGCCUUAACAUAGUAGAAAUUAUAUGCCAGCCACACUACGGUUUUUUUUUUGUAAGUGUAGCUGGGAAAAUAAUUGAGACCUGCUGAAUACUGCAUUCAUGUGUAUCAACUUUGAAUGCAAGCGCAAUACUAGUUUCCAAGGCGGUGAGAGAAAACAAAAAGCAAAUAAUUUUGUCCGGUUCCCUCCGCAUUUCUUAUUGUACAAAUUUUCAAAACCCAAAAUUAAAAAAAAAAAAAUUAUAGUAUUCUAAAGAUUUUAAAUGUUUUUAGUGGUAACUUUAAAAUGAUUUUUAUUCCAUUCAAGAUUUUAGCCAGGUUGGAAAUAUGUCGUGUAUUUCAAGGUCUGUAAAGGGUGGAAGCACAACUGAGGAUAUUGUACGAGAGUGUACCUCAACGCAUGCAUGUGCCAUGUUGUGUCCGUGUGAGUAGCUUACUUAACAAGAGCUAAAUACAUAAGAACCUGGGUUAGCUGUUCUGCAAACUGCUAAGUAUUGUGUUGUAAGUAUUGUAGGGACAUUAUUUAUUUUUCAUAAGGUUUUAAUUUUCUAAGUUUGGCGUCAAAUGUGUUCAGUGUGUUCUUUGAGUUUAAAUCUUUGUUAAAUUUUACAGUCUCGUAUCAGUGAUGAGAUAUGCUUGUGACAAUAUUUUACAGAUAAAUGACAAAAAUUUAUUUUAGGCAUGUGAAGAAAAAAAUAGAGAAAAAUACUUGUUGUGUGUUCAUUGAGCUACACGGACUGAGCAUCUGCAAAUAUUGUGAUCAAAAAUAAUUGUGUAAUAUCAAGAUGAUUGUUUUAUUUUUAUACAUAUAUACAUAAGCUAUUUGCAGAGGCAAUUACAGUGGUCCUAUUGAGAAUGUACAAUAACUAAGACUCAUUUUCAAUUAUUUUUUUUUUAAGUUUUAAAUUGGAAUAAUUAAUGUCUAAUAUACAUAUAUAUAUAUUUUUUUUCUAUCCUUAAAAUCAGCAUUAAAUUCAUUUUUAAACUUAAACAGCUAGUAUUUUCAGAAUAUGAACACAGCUUUGGUUGCCCUUUUAUAAAACUUGAGACAGUGAGAUAUUGGUUUUGUUGCUCGAACAAGGACUGAGUACAAACUAGGCACCAUAUUUCAUGGUGAAUAGCGAUAAAAUCGAAAUGUCACUGAAAUUUGAGCCACUACACCAGAUAACUCUGAAGUACAUUUUAAUACAGCAUUUAACACUGAAAUGUUAGUGAAGUCAUAAAAUUAAACAGUAUUUAAGCAAAACUUAACUCAAAUCACCCAAAUUUUAUUCUUUAACUCCAAAAAAUUCAUUGAAUUCCAUUAUUUUAGUUUACAACAAAAUGUACAGACCAACUAGCCUAUAACUUGUGAAAACUAAUUAUUUUAUUCUCCAGUAAUACUCUCCUCUUUUUUUUAUAUUAAAGAUUUUAAUAUUUAGUCUAUUAGAAUACACAAAGGCAUGCUGAUUUUUUAAAAUUAAAUUGGUCUUAAUCAUUAAAAUAAUAUAAAAAAUAAUUUGUUACAAAUACAACUUGUAUCACAAUUUAAAUAAUACCUACUUUGGUGACAAUAGUAUUACGAAACAUUUCAUCAUCUUAUAUGUUUAAUAUUGCAACAUCUCAUAUCUAAACAUCAAUGAAAAAAAUAUAUAACUAAUAUCACCGAUAUCUUUAAUUUUUGAGCUUAAACAUGAAAUCUUACCUUACUUUGGUGACAAUAGUAUUACGAAACAUUUUAUCAUCUUAUAUGUUUAAUAUUGCAACAUCUCAUAUCUAAACAUCAAUGAAAAAAAUAUAUAACUAAUAUCACAGAUAACUUUAAUUUUUGAGCCUAAACAUGAAAUCUUACCUCUAUUAAAAAAAAUUUUUUUUCUUGAUAUGUACAUUUGAACUAAAACUUGCACUGUUACUUAUAAAAGUUAUACUUUUAUAAAAUUUAUCCCUCAGCUUAUUUUCAGGCCUAUGUUUAGUUGAUGUAUCGUAGUUCAUCUCUCUAAUUCAGAACUAGGCUAGCAAAAUCAACAAGAGUUAAUUAUUUCAACACAAAAGAUUAAAAGGGAAGACUUGUGAUGGUCGAAGGAAAAUUUACAGUGUCAAGAGAUAGCAGGUUGAAUGGUUACUCAGUUGUACUUAGUGUUGUAAUAUUAGUAUGACGUGCACUGAGUUACGUGCAACAUCUGCAGCUGACGAGUCAUCGAUCCGUGACGACAGUGCUGCUCAUACAGCACAGAAGUUUCAGACACUUCCUUGUAACAGUGCAGAAACAUUACGUGGCUUCAGUGAGGUAGUAUUACAUGCAGGGGUGCAACAAGGGGGGGGGGGGGGCGCAAGGGUAUUUUGCCCCCCCUCUGAAACCUUGAAGUGGGGGCAAACUGGGGCAAAGAAAGUGCUGUGUAAUAAAUUUCUAGAUAAUAAAACUGCUUAAAUAGCACUAUUUUCCCUUGCAAUACAAAUUUUCCCGGGGGAGGACCCCCGGACCCCCCCCCCCCCCCCCCGCUUCAAUAGGGGGGAUCGAUGAUUCUUUAUAAAAAGGUAUAUUGCCCCCACCUUUUGGAAAUUUAGUUGUUGCGCCCCUGAUUACAUGCCUGCAACGCACCUGAAACAUUGCGUGCUACGUAGGUCCUAGUCUUCGGAGCGGACGUGCCCAGGUCAUAAAGACUUCUGCGACGCUGCAGGAUUUCCCCUCUCCAACCAACUGUGACUUAAUGAGGCUGAGUCAAUAUUACUUAAAUGUUGUUACUUAAGUUAAGAAUUGUAGCUAGAGGCAUUGUCCUCCUCUUAACUCACUGGAGUACAAACAAGGAGUGAGUGUACUUAUUACUAGAGACCGGAAAAAUUCGCGGGUUCAAUGACCUCCAGGAUAGACUCCAAUAUCCUCUACACACUCGGGCAAAUGCCAACUGUUCAUUGGCUGGUGACAUGUGAGUCGUCUCGACUGGGUGGCCUGUGAUUCAACACUUCUAUGAGUGAGGGGUCUCUAAUUGGCCCUCAGUCCUCCAGAUCAAUAGUGAACCAAUGACAGAAGCAGUACUAAGGUAUAAUUAUUUGAAUUUUAUCAUAACACAAAAUGAACCCGCAAAUUUUUCAGGUCUCUACUUAUUACGUACAAAAGUGUAAAUAUUUGUGAAUAACUGGUUACAUAUCCCCUACGUAUGUAUUAGUGGUAGAAGAAUUGUACCUAACAUUGGCCUAAUGUCUGUAACUAUGAUUCAUGAAGAGGAUAUUUGUCAUGUGUAUGUUUAAUGAAUCACUGUUGUUGUUAAGAGUAUUGUAGUCAGAUGUAGUUUUACUGUUUUAUGAUCGUGAGUUGUCCAAAGGUAUUAUGUGAUAAAUGUUAUUGUGUUAGUUGAACAGUGGUGACUGAUUGAGACAUGUUGCUGUUUGUUAAACUUAAAAUAAAGCAUUUAUUUUA
This is a messenger RNA of Bacillus rossius redtenbacheri, 5721 nucleotides long. RefSeq names its product monocarboxylate transporter 14. Gene Ontology annotation, biological process: transmembrane transport. The coding region runs from base 118 to 1710 and encodes 530 amino acids. The record is from RefSeq and is a predicted model, not a curated record. The transcript is spliced from 9 exons. NCBI's taxonomy places the organism in Eukaryota, Metazoa, Arthropoda, Insecta, Phasmatodea, Bacillidae. Gene Ontology annotation, molecular function: monocarboxylic acid transmembrane transporter activity. Gene Ontology annotation, cellular component: membrane.